Acanthoscelides obtectus is the source of this 152-nucleotide messenger RNA. Lineage: Eukaryota; Metazoa; Arthropoda; Insecta; Coleoptera; Chrysomelidae. The record is from the annotation of a GenBank genome assembly.
UCUGUUUUUAAUUAUCGGGAAAGUAAAGAAAUCGUUAGGACUUAGAUCGGGACAAUAUGGAGGAUGGUCCAAUAAUUCUACGUUUUCUUCCGUUAAAUACUGCCUUGUUCUUUGGGUUGUGUGCAAGCUUGCAUUGUCUUAGUGGAGGAUGA